AUGUCGGGCAACGAUACUUACCAGACGCCGCUAGCUUCGCGCUAUGCUAGCACGGAAAUGAAGACUAUCUUCUCUGCAAGAACUCGGGCUUCAACAUGGAGACAAUUAUGGGUCUGGCUCGCAGAAGCAGAGAAGGAGCUGGGGCUAAACAUCUCCGAUGAAGCCAUCUCCCAAAUGAAAGCCCAUAUUACCAUGACUGAUAAUGACUUCGAGGUUGCUGCUGUCGAGGAGAAGAAGCGUCGACAUGAUGUUAUGGCACACGUCCAUGCCUUUGGCCAAGUUGCUCCUGCUGCUGCUGGAAUUAUUCAUUGGGGAGCAACUUCUUGUUACUGUACCGAUAAUGCAGAUCUCAUCUUCCUCCGUGACGGGCUGGAUCUCCUACUUCCCAAAUUGGCUGUCAUAAUCCACAAGUUAGCAAACUUCGCUAUCGAGUAUAAGGAUAUGCCAACACUUGGCUAUACCCACUACCAAUCAGCUCAAUUGGUCACGGUUGGACGUAGAGCAGCUCAGUGGACUCAAGACCUGCUCAUGGACCUCCAGGAUAUCACCAAAGUUCGCGAAGACUUGCGUUACCGCGGUGCACAGGGUACAACAGGCACUCAGGCAUCAUUCAUGGAGAUCUUCCAAGGUGACAGUAAGAAAGUCGACAAACUCAAUGAUCUCCUCGUGGAGAAGGCCGGUUUCCCUUCCUGUUACCCGAUUUCAACUCAAACGUAUUCCCGAAAGGUCGAUCUCCGAGUCGCCAAUGCCCUUUCUGCCUUUGGUGCAACAGUUCAGAGAAUCACCGGUGAUAUCAGACAUCUGGCAGCCCAGAAGGAGCUAGAGGAGCCGUUUGAAAAAGAUCAAAUUGGAAGCAGCGCUAUGGCCUACAAAAGGAAUCCAAUGCGCAGUGAGCGAAUCGCUGGACUCGGACGUCACUUGGCAAACCUGAACAAGGACGCAUCAGACACUUAUGCCCAACAGUGGUUUGAGAGAACUUUGGACGACUCUGCCAUUCGAAGAAUCUACAUCCCCGAGUUAUUCUUAAGCGCUGAUGCCAUCUGCAUGACUCUCGAUAAUGUCGUGUCCGGUCUUGUCGUCUACCCGAAGAGAAUCCAUAGUCAUAUCAUGGAGGAGCUUCCAUUCCAAGCAACCGAGAUUAUUAUCAUGAGGCUUGUCGCUCUCGGUAAAUCAAGACAAGAUGCCCAUGAGGAGAUCCGGGUUUUGAGCCACCAAGCGAGUGCUGUUGUGAAGCUGGAAGGCGGAAAGAACGAUUUGAUCCAAAGAAUCAAGCAGACCGAAUUCUUCAAGCCUAUCUGGGGAGACCUCGAUGAUCUCCUGGAUCCAAUGAAGUUUAUUGGAAGAUGCCCAGAGCAGGUUAUGAACUUUUGCGGAGAGGGUGGAGAGGUGCAAGAAGCGUUAAAGCCGUACAAGAAGUUCAUUGAGGGGAGCCAAGAUGUUGAGUUGACUGUUUAA
Venustampulla echinocandica is the source of this 1455-nucleotide messenger RNA. RefSeq names its product Adenylosuccinate lyase. Gene Ontology annotation, biological process: 'de novo' AMP biosynthetic process. The transcript has 10 exons. The record is from RefSeq and is a predicted model, not a curated record. NCBI's taxonomy places the organism in Eukaryota, Fungi, Ascomycota, Leotiomycetes, Helotiales, Pleuroascaceae. Gene Ontology annotation, cellular component: cytosol. Gene Ontology annotation, molecular function: (S)-2-(5-amino-1-(5-phospho-D-ribosyl)imidazole-4-carboxamido) succinate lyase (fumarate-forming) activity; N6-(1,2-dicarboxyethyl)AMP AMP-lyase (fumarate-forming) activity. Bases 1 to 1455 code for a protein of 484 amino acids.